CGGCGCUGCAGCUACAAAUGUGCUGUUUGCCGGGCGGCGGCUCGCAGUUGCUCUACACGGGGCACUGGAAGAGGACAUGGAUCGGCCCGUCGUCGUUCUACUGGUUGCUUUGGCGACGGCAAGCGCCGUCAAGGUCCCCGAAAGCGGGUACCUGUUCACGGCACCCAAAGUACUUCAGGCUGGCACAGAUGAACGUGCCUGCCUCAGUCUGUUCAACCUACCCGGGCCGAAUCGCGCUCUCAAGCUGAAGUUCUACGAGCGCGACGUUCCAAGCAGUCUGUCGACCACGCUAGAUAAGAGCGAUUUCCUGCUGUUUGAGACAAACACUGCAGUGCCGGACAGCGUCGCAGAGAAUGGAGAGUACUGCUUCGACAUCACCAUUCCAUCCAAGGUGGUGGCCCGCAGUGCUGACAUGCACAUGGAGCUGACGGCUGGCGAAGGCGUCUGGAAGGAGGAGUCUGUGGUGACUCUGAAAUCGGAGACGUUCCUAACGCUGGUUCAGACGGACAAAUCCAAGUACCAGCCUGGUCAGAAGGUGCUCUUCAGGGUGGUUACACUCAGUCACGACCUGACCGCCCUCAACAAUGACCUGAAUGAGGUUUGGGUCACCACUCCGGACAACAUCCGCGUGGCACAGUGGAAGAACGUGAAAACCAACACUGGCAUGGUGCAGCUGGAACUGCAGCUGACCGAGGAACCACCUCUGGGCUCGUGGACAAUUCACGUGCUGACUACCCAGGACACCUACACCAAGCGAUUUACGGUGGAGGAGUAUGUUCUGCCAACAUUUGAGCUGGAGAUCGAGGCACCCGAGUCUCUUGAGAGCAACGAGAAGACUGUCACCGUUAAAGUUUGCGCAAAGUACACUUUCGGAAAGCCGCUUAUUGCUGCCAACGUAAGCAUCAAUGCCACAGCCAGAGGCAUUGGAAGCUGGCAAUACAACAAUAAUAAGGAUCUGCUGAGGAAUAUCUCAGACUAUCAGUUCAGCGACGAGCAGGGAUGUGCCAUAUUCGACCUGGUGGUCAGCAAGAUCGGCAUCGGUCAUCGCAAUAUUGGAGGCGGAAAUACGGUCAUCAUCACCAUCGAUGUGGAAGAGCAGGGUACAGGACUCCGGCAGGUUGAGGUCAAGGAGGUCAGUCAAGCGUAUUCCUUCAUCAACCUCAGGCAGAGCGACAACGCGCAGAAGUUCCUGAAGCCGAAGCUGCCCUUCUACGGAGAGUACACGCUGAGCAUGAGAGAUGGUAAGGCAGCGAAGAAUGAAAUCGUCAAGGUCUGCUACACAGCCAAGUACAAGGAGAGGGUCAUCAGUGACGAGAAGAAGCCAACUCCCGAUGACCCCGUUUAUAGCACACAUAAGAAGUACGAGUCGCACGUGCAGGCCGAGUUCGGCUACACGCCGUUCUUCUGGGAGACUUCGGAGCCCAAUCGCCGCACCACCGGUGGCGAAUGUCGCGAGUAUAAAACAGACGAAAACGGUCGUAUCGUCUACUAUAUCCCACCGCAGGCUGAGGACAUCGACUCCAUUGACAUCUCGACUUCUACCAGCGUCGGUGGCGAUUCUGACAGUUCGCACUCCACUUUGAGGGCGUUCUUCUCGCCUUCCCACUCGUACCUGAGCAUCGACGCGCACGAACUUCCCGAACAGCUGCCCUGCUCCGGAGAUGUCACUGUGAAACUGCUCUCAACUGAGGAGGGACCGGUGCCAGCCAUGGUUUACAAGAUUCUGUCCCGAGGCAAGAUCAUCAAGGCGGGCAACAUGAACACUAACACGCUGACGUUCCCGGUGCUGCCCAAGAUGGGCCCCGAGUUCAAGCUGCUUGUCUACUACAUCAAGGAGAGUGGCGAAGUGGUCAGCGACUCCAGGGUCUUCAAGGUCGACAAGUGCUUCCCCAACACUGUCCAGGUCAGCUGGGAUCAGAAGACGGUCAAGCCGGGAGACUCCGCUUCGUUCACCGUUCGUGCCGCUCCCAACUCCGUCUGUGGAAUCAGCGCUGUGGACAAGAGCACCGAACUUCUGGGCACGUCCAACCAGAUCACACUGGACACUGUGUUCAGCAAGCUGCAGCAGUUCAUCAUUCAUAGCUUCGAGAGCCCCAACCAGGUCCGCAGCGAUAGCGAUUACUGCAAGGAGCUGCAGUCUUCACUGGUAGACACUCUGCGAAGCGGAGGCGCCACGGUGGCUGAACUUACUGGCCAGUCAACCCCGGAGGAAACGCCGGAGUCUGAAACCAGCGGAGCUGCCCAGUCGUCGCGCUUCAUCCCUCCACCGAUACGGUCUCAGCGAUUCCGCACGGAUCGCGAGGACGCCAUCAAGCCUUUCGAUGAAGCCGGCUUCCUCGUUCUCUCCAACCUGGCCCUGGAGACUCGGCCCUGCUACAAGAGAGUUCAGGCCAAGGAACUGCCAGAGCUCACCGAGGAUAAAAUCCAGAGUUUCAGCAAGAAGCACAAAUACCGCGGUGGCGCAGCCAGACUGCCAGCUCCUGUGAUGGCCGUCGCCGGCGUGGAAAUGGACAGCGAUGUGGCUUAUGAUGAAGAUAAUGACGGUGUUUUUGCUGUGGAAGCUGAAAAAGAUCAGGUCCGCGACUUCUUUCCUGAGGCGUUCCUCUUCAGCAUUGAAACUCUUGAUGCGGAGGGUGUGAAGACUAUCACCUCCGAGAUGCCCGACACCAUCACCUCCUGGGUCGGAUCAGCCAUCUGCACCAACAGCAAGGACGGAUUCGGCAUCUCUAACAAGACCAGCAUCACCACCUUCAAGCCGUUCUUCACGGAGGUGUCUCUGCCGUACUCGAUGAAGCGUGGUGAGAUCCUGAACAUGUCUGUCAGCGUCUUCAACUUCCUCGACUCGAGUCUCUCGGUUUACCUCGAAGUUGGUGCCUCUGACCAGUAUGAGAUUAGCGGAGAGGUCGCCAUGGGUCUCUGCAUUGCGGCCGGUCGCACUGAGGUCAGGUCGUUCCCGGUCAACUUCCUGGGUCUGGGCGAGGUCAACAUCACAGUCACGGCCAGGGCACAGGACGGAUACUGCGACGAAGGCAACACCAUCGCGCCGGGCAGUGACACCGUCAUCCGACCAAUUGUCGUCAAACCAGAGGGAUUCCCUCAAGAAGUGACCCACUCUCGCUUCAUCUGUCUCGACAAGGAUGACGACCACCACACGGAGACGGUGAACCUGCCGGUGCCGGAAGGUCUGGUGCCCGACUCUCAGCGCGCCUACUUCUCCGUCAUCGGAGAUCUUCUGGGACCGACCUUCCAGGGUCUUGAGGGAGGUCUCAUUAGCUCGCCUACCGGUGCCGGUGAGCCCAACAUGAUCACUCUGGUGCCCAAUAUCUACAUCCGUCGCUACCUGGAGACAACUGGUCAGCUCAACGAGCGUCAGAAGCGACAGCUAGAACACAACAUGAAGAGCGGUUACCAGCGCCAGUUGCGCUUCAGGCGGUACGAUGGUUCGUUCUCGUCAUACGGAAAUGAGGACCCUCAGGGCUCCAUGUGGCUCACUGCCUUUGUUGUCAAGGCCUUCCGCGAGGCGUCCGAGUACAUCGAAAUCGAUGAGACUAUUAUUAACAAGGCUAAGGACUGGAUUCUGAGCAAACAGAACACCACUGGCUGUUUCCCGAGGUUCGGCGAGCUUAUUCACAAGGAGCUGAAGGGUGGCACCGAGCGAGGCGGUGAAGCGGCCCUCACGGCCUUCGUCAUGCUGGCUCUGAAGGACAUCGCAACCACUAAUGAGCUGGCCAGCGGCUUCGCCUGCCUAGAGGAUGGUCUUCUGCUCCCCAACAAGACACUGUAUUCGGAGAUUCUUUUGGCGUACACAUACUUGAAUAUGGGCCAAGAUGUCAAGGGAGAGAGGCUGGUGAACAAGCUGAUGUCGAAGGCCAAACGCGAGGGAGAUGACAUCCUGUUCUGGGAGGGCGACCGUGAUUCUCUAUUCGGUGGAAGCCGAGCCGUGGACGUCGAAAUGACUGCCUACAUGGCUCUCUCGCUGAUGCACAUCUCCGGAAAGGGGAACAUGGAGGAAGCAGCGCGCGCCAUUCGCUGGAUCAACACGCAGAGGAACAGUAACGGAGGCUUCAAAUCCACUCAGGACACCAUUGUUGCUGUGGAAGCUCUGUCAGAGUUCGCGUCUCGCACGUUCGCCUCUGAUCUGGCCACGAGUGUGUCUGUGACUGCUGGAGGAGAGACUGUUCAGCGGAUGGUGGAUGGAGACAACAGACUGCUGUAUCAGGAGUCCAAGGUGCCAGACCUGACGCUGCCUGGCACCAUGAACUUUGAUGUCAGUCCGCCUGGCUGCGUGGUCUACCAGAGUAUCUUCCGAUUCAGCAGCACUCUAGAGGUGCCCGACCCUGCCUUCUCUCUCGGUGUGGCUGCCAAGAAGCGAGGUCGUACCGGCUACGAGCUGGAAGUAUGCACCAGCUUCCUCCGAAACUCUGGCGCCGUGGACCGCGCCAUUCUGGAAAUGGAACUGCCCUCUGGCUAUGUUGCUGUGGACAGCACCCUGAGGGACCUGCGCAGAGGCUCAGCUGUUCGCAGCUAUGAGAUCAAGGAAGGUAAAGUGAUCUUCACACUGCAAGGAGUGGCCGAAGAUAAGACCUGUCUGGAGUUCCGCAUUAUUCAGGAGAACGAAGUUGAGCAGCUGAAACCGUCCAUUGUGAAGGUGCACGACUUCUACCGUCCCGAGGAGAGGAACAUUCAGGAGUACGAGCUGACUCCCGCUGCUUAGAAAACUCCAUCGAUCUCUGCACGUCGUCUACGGCCCGUAGCACAGCUCUGACGGCCCGAGCAGAUCAUACGGCCCGUACUGUAUGCUUACGGCCUGUGCCGUAAGGCGGCGCGGACCGCGGUAGCGGACGUCAAAUCGUAGCUGUGAAGGCAUUGGCAUUUCCCGUAUGACCAUAGGGGCUUGAUUUUCGAAUAGCUUGCUAGAUCGACUUUCUGUGUAUGUAUCCAUUGGUGGUUGGCUGAAAAGGGGCACGCACCGCCGUUUAGUGAUGCUGCUUGAUAUUAAAAUGCUUCGAACGUAUAUUUAGGCAGCGAAUCAGUUCUGUUUGUACGCCAUAGUCCAUGCUUAUGGUGCUUCGUUUGUCAAAGACCAAGUCAAGUGACACCCUGUUCAGGAUGUUCUCAGCAUAAGAUUGAGAACAAUGUAUGUCCAUCAUCAGUGGCUUUGAAAAGGGUAAUUCAGUACUUGUGACCUUACGUGCUGCUUUUAAAAAAUACACUUUUACCGUGGUA
Molecule: messenger RNA, 5226 nt
Organism: Amphibalanus amphitrite
Lineage: Eukaryota; Metazoa; Arthropoda; Thecostraca; Balanomorpha; Balanidae
Product: alpha-1-macroglobulin-like
Exons: 35
Coding region: 77-4714 (1545 amino acids)
Cellular component (GO): extracellular region
Molecular function (GO): endopeptidase inhibitor activity
Source: RefSeq, a predicted model, not a curated record